Doryrhamphus excisus (bluestripe pipefish) is the source of this 2375-nucleotide messenger RNA. The record is from RefSeq and is a predicted model, not a curated record. NCBI's taxonomy places the organism in Eukaryota, Metazoa, Chordata, Actinopteri, Syngnathiformes, Syngnathidae.
AUUAAUAUAGGCAUUGAUUUGGGGUUGAUACGGCCUAUUAGUUAAAAAAUGCAUGAUGAAGCAAAUUGGACUUAGUUUUAGUCUACACUAAGCAUGUUCUAUCAUAAAAUGGCUAAAUUAUCUCACUAAAUGUAGUAAAAUACAAAUAAAAGGCGAAAGAGACGUUGUUAUUGUGAAUGUAGGCCAUUAGCUGUGGGUGGGUGAACCAACUCACUAAGGUUCCUUCCGGGACACAUUCAAUGUGACACUGCUACAGCAGCACUUUAAUUCGAUGGCUUUUUAUUCUUAUCCUGCACUUUAUUGCCAAAGGGGAAGCUCUAAACCGGGUCAAAAGGGGGCAAUGGUACCCCAAAUAAAUAGUUUGCCCGUCCACAUCAACAUUUUAGAGGUAAAAACUGGAAAAAGCACAAGACAGUCUUCGUCCUCGGGGUGUUGUGCUGAGCGUGUGUCCCCCUGUCCAGAAAAAAUAUAUAUAUUUUGGCUAAUAACAGUGUAAAAGUGACUAUGGGAGCGUUAUUUUAUGUCUUGAGGGCUCUAAUAAUAUUAUGACCCCAACCUACAAGAUUGUAAACAGGGUUUCUAUGCCGACAUGACGAGGAAAAUAUUCCAAUUCUGCUUCACGUGCCGCUUACCACUGUCUAUAGACACCUGUUUUCCUUAAAAUGACCAGCAGGGGGCGAAUGUUGGUUGUCAAUAUGAACAGCACAAUAGCUUUCAUGGCCACCAGGCGGCAGUGUUACCAAUCGUUCAAAAUGCAUAGCGACAAAAAAUACCAUACUUUUAACCUUCACGUUUUUAUGCCAAUUUUUUUAUCCAUUAUAUGUACUUAAAUGCAUCAUAACGUUACAUAAAGUCACUGCUACUUUUUACUACUAACAUUUUUGAAGUAUUUUAAUCCAAUAUUUCCCAAAACCCUUAAAAUGGGACCAAAUCUGAAAGACUGGAUGUGGAUGUGUGACUUUGUCCUCUGCACAAAGAGGCCAAUGGCAGUUAAGAGGAUGUUGGCCAAACAGGAAGUGUCGGCGCACUGAUGAGUAAAGACACCAAGCAUCAUUUCCACAGUGAACGUGUUUCCACGUGCAAGAUGCUGCAUCGUGCUGUCACGAAUCUUCUGCUGCUGCUGCUUCCUCUCAUGGACGCGGGUAAGACCAUUCCAACGUUCAUCUUCCCAAAGCUAAACCCUCACCUCAUUUCCUGUCGUCGCCUGGCAGGAGCCCACGCUGACUCUGAUGAUGCUGAAACUUUCGACAUCGCCUUCCCCUGUCCCGAUUUGGUCUGCUAUCACGUAUGGAGUCUGCGGUCCAGAAGAACUCAAGAAGACAUCGUCAUCGUUCACAACGGACGGAUCAAGGAGGCGGAACGCAGCAACCAGGACGCUCAGUGCUCGGUUCCCGUCCAACGUGGGACAGAAGACCAUGACGGAACACAUUACUGCAAACGCCCCGAUGAGGUCUUCACCCCUCAGAAGAGUGUUCCAGAGGUGAGCGUGUUCCCGGGCCAGGUGUGGUCUUUCCAUUGCCUCCUGCUGGCGUCCUCGGGGCAGGGGGUUUGCCACACGGCACGCGGGAGGCCGGUCCACUUGAGUUGGGUGGACCAGGCGGGCGUGGCGGUCCAGGAGGACUCGGAGCACAGUAUCCGGUACCAGUCCAGCUGCCACGUCACCUUGACCCUCACCUUCCAGGGUCCCGCGAGGGAGACGUUGAAAUGCAGGGCUCAGGUCGGGGAUCGGGUCUGGACUUCGGAGGAGCUACAAGUCCAAGUGGCAGCUCCCAGAGGGAAAGGAAGAGGAGGCUUCGGGGUGGACGUAGAAGAACCUCAGGCUUCCGUCCGCUAUCAAGUCGGUGUGGUGGUGGGGGUGCUGGCAUGCGCUGCCUUGGCCGCCUUGGCCGCCAUGUUUGUUAUCGCCAAGCGGAGGAAGACGGCCGACGCGGUCGAGGCCACCUCCGCUUCCUGCCCCUCCCACCACGUGGAGGACGACGCAGUCUACGCUGAUGUUGUCUAUGCCGAUGUUGUCUACGCCGACGUGGUCCUCCCUGCCGGCGCCCGGGAAGUGUCUUUCUGCCGGGGCCACGCCACAGAGUACGCUUGCCUUCGCCACCAGUGAGCCUCAACCUCAACUUAUUAGCAUUAGCAUGAUAUCAGUCAUCUACCUCAAUUGAACUUCACUUUUUGGACAAAAAUAAUUACUUCCGGUUUGAUCAUUUUUUUUGUUGUUUUUUACACAUCUUGACUUUCAAUAUCAUUGUUUUAAUUAUUAUUCUUAUUUAAAAGUACUACAGGAAUCCCAACUGCCAUUAUGAUAGAUAGAAACAUUUAUUUUACCUGUUUUGCUCAACCAAAAACAAAUAAAAUAUGUUUUAAAAAUGGAAUUUAGA